Molecule: messenger RNA, 1013 nt
Organism: Talaromyces proteolyticus
Lineage: Eukaryota; Fungi; Ascomycota; Eurotiomycetes; Eurotiales; Trichocomaceae
Exons: 4
Coding region: 98-760 (220 amino acids)
Source: RefSeq, a predicted model, not a curated record
GGUAAUUUGACUGACAACGGGAUUUGCAGACUGUUCAAAAAUACCAGUUGACAGCCAGGACCAGCGCCAAUCCCCAUCACAAUAGAGCAGAGUCGCAAUGGCAAUCUCUCGGCGGGUUCUUUCAAUGACCUUUUUUGCGACGCGACGCAGUUGUCCGCAGGCCUCAUACUAUCUUCCACUUGCGCAGUCCUCCACUUCCUGCGCCUGUCGCCACCCAGCGUCUUUACAAGUAUCAACGUUUUCCAAGAAUAAUGUCCUUCACUCGAGACUAGGGCGACCUUCACUUUCCUUACGAGCCUUUUCUUCCACACAUUUGACAAACUCAUCGUCACCGUUUCGAUUAAGUUCCACUGAGAGACAUGGCAACACAAGAGAUGCACCAUCUCCACAUGGGAAAUAUGCUGAAGAUCUCCCUGUAGAGGAGGAGGAGGAGUAUUACAGCCCGCACCAGCCCAAGAGGCAAUGGCCACCGAACAUGUCCAAACUUUCGCCAAAGCACCAACUCCGACUAGAGCGCAAAUACAGACGUCGAGCAGCACUCAAGUAUGCACGGCCAAGAUGGGUGAAGGCUACGAAGCUCAUUCAAUGGGGUGUUAUUAUCUUCGUUGUUAUAUACUCAGUGCUCUUUAUGAAAUGGGACAAAGAAGGUGAAGAGCAUCCUUUUGAGAAUUUCCGCAAAGAGUUCUUCGGCAUGUUCAACUCCAUCAUCUCGACUCCUAAACCGCCAGGCAGGAAAACGGAUAACCAAGAAUCAAAAUAAUGGCGAUACAUAAUAUCAAUUGGGAACAAGCACUUGUGGGAUUGUGAUUGUGAUUGUUAGAGCGCCAGCAUCUACCAUGUAAACCAACACCGUCACUAUACUAAUAGCCACAUACAUACCAAGGUCCAGCGCAAGCGCCGGACUUCUUGUGACAGACAAGAUGCUCCUAAGCUCCCUUAGAUCGUAACGGUGUCGCUCUCUCCAUUUACCGAGAUGCUUUCACAUGCUUCGCGUUCCCGAAUCCGCAUCGAGA